UAUACCAGACCCCUCCAUCCUGACCUAUAAUACACCUCCACAUCACACACUUAUCUAUGUACAUAGCCAUACCAGAUAUACACUAUAUUGCCAAAGGUAUUGUCCCCGCCCUCCAAUCAUGUGAUUCAGGUGUUCCAAUCCCCUCCAUGGAUACAGGUGUAUACAAUCAUCACCUAGACAUGCAGACUGCUUCUACAAACAUUUGUGAAAGAAUGGGUCGCUCUCAGGAGCUCAGUGACCCCAAUCAAUAGCUAAAGACCUCCAUACUUGGUGUGGCCUUCAGAUUAGCCCAACAACAGUGCAUAGAGAGCUUCAUGGAAUGGGUUUCCAUGGC
Molecule: messenger RNA, 334 nt
Organism: Staurois parvus
Lineage: Eukaryota; Metazoa; Chordata; Amphibia; Anura; Ranidae
Source: the annotation of a GenBank genome assembly